Molecule: messenger RNA, 4917 nt
Organism: Plasmodium vivax (malaria parasite P. vivax)
Lineage: Eukaryota; Apicomplexa; Aconoidasida; Haemosporida; Plasmodiidae
Exons: 3
Coding region: 1-4917 (1638 amino acids)
Biological process (GO): protein import into nucleus
Cellular component (GO): cytosol; nuclear envelope
Molecular function (GO): small GTPase binding
Source: RefSeq, a predicted model, not a curated record
AUGGAGGGGGGGGAGAGUCGCCCGGCCCACCUGGGGCCCGCGAGUGGGCCGGAAGAACUGCAGGAAGGACUGCUGGAAAGGCAGGGAGCGAUUGAGCCGACUGCUGCAGUUCCCCCGCAAAGUGCACAGGCGCUCUCCCCGGAGCACCAGCAGAUAGUAGACGCCCUAUACGACACCUGGUCGAACGACCAGGAAAGGAGAAAGGAGUCCGAGCGAAUCUUGAGUGAGUGCGAAAAGGGAGAGCAGUUCAUUUUGUACCUCCUAGACAUAUGUUGCCUCAGAGAGGUGCACAACAAUGUGAGGAAGCUGGCCAUCAUUUACGCGAAAAAUUUGGUGAGUCGUUUCUGGAGCUGCAAGGACCUCUUCCACUUUAGCAGCGAUGUUAAGAGAAUGGUGAAGGAGAAAAUCUUGGCCAUCCUGGCCAACCGGAGCACCGUCAGCGACUACUACAAGGAGCUAUCCACCCUGCUGAGGAAGGUGGCCCGAUACGAGCUGGUCCAUAACUACCCCCAGCUGCUGCAGUUCUUCCUUCAGGAGUUGAGUGCGCGUGGGGAAGGGGCUAACCCGGAUGGCCACUCGCCCUCGGAUUGCCGCUCCCCCGCGGAUGACCUCUCCAGCCUGUACACCCUGAUGUACCUGCUGCACAAGGUGCUGCGGGAGCAGUACAGCAAGAAGCUGCUGAAAGACAAGAAGGAAACCUUCCACAUCUCCCAGAAAUUUAUCGACUGCCUCUACCCCUUCUGGGAGAACCACCUGAAUGUGCACUUCCAGCGCAACCUGAGCGAGGCGUGCAUGUGUGGCAGCGAGGCCACGUGCAACAAGUGCUAUGGGGAGUACAGCGCUGUGAUGGAGUUGGAGGGGAAGCUGGCGUUCGAUUGGAAGAGGACGCUCUCUCCGAAGAUGGCGCUCUCCCCGAAGAGGACUUCCCCGCCAGGGGUGCGUUGCGCGGAGUGGGUGCCCGCGGAGGGGGUGCCCGUGGAGGGGGGGAGGACCAGCAGCAGCGUUGACGGGGGCGAGUCCAGCGACGUGCAUGGCUCGGGGAGGGGCGACGCGUACUGCUGCCGCUUUAACGCCGAGAGCGACAAGAAGGUGAAGAUCCUCAAGUUCGUGGACAGCAUUCUGCUGAACUUGAUAAUCAGUCGGGAUGACGUCCAGAGAGAGCGGGGGCGAACCCGCGGGGGGGGGCAGAGCCCCCAGGAGGGAGGUCCCUCCCAGGAGGGGGGUCCCUACCAAGAGGAUGGCCGCUUCCCGGAUGGUCACUCCCCACAGGAUAACCGCCCCCCGGAUGGCCGCUCCCCCCCCGAUUGCGGGCCCACCCUGCGGAAGAAGCCCUUCCUGGACUGCCUCGCCAACAAGACCGUCUUCUACCUCAAGUUCGUGCGGAAGGAUUCCCCGGUGUACCACCAGAAAUAUUUGAAGUUCCUGCUGAACAGCUUCCUGCACAUCAUAGAGUUUCAGAGCGACCUCCACGAGUAUGUAAAGAAAGACACGACGGAGCAGUUCAUCUGCCUCUUCCUGAAGAAGCAUCUACAUCUGCACCUGCGUAAGGACCUGCAUCUAAGCAACGACUACUACGACAGCACGUUCGUAGACAUCAUAAACAUCUGCAUCAACAUCCUGCGGAGUCUCUUCUACCACUUCUGCCUAAGCCAGUACAAUCUCAUUAAGCAGAAGAAGGUUCGGGAAAAUUACCUGACGGUCAAGAAUAUGAUUAGCAGUUCGAGCAGCUUCUUUGAAGGCUGCCCAGAAAAAACGGAUUUGCAAACAAAAAUUAUUAACACGUUGGUGGUUAAUAUUAAUAAUCUGGAGAGUGAAAGCAAAAAAGGGAAAGCAAAUAAGAAUUACUCCUUCAGAGACAUACUGACGUACAUCCGGGAGGAGGUCAGAUACGCGCUGACUAGCGAUGAAUACAUUUUAAUGCAUAACCAGAAGGCUCUAGAGAUUUUUGAGUUCUUAAGAACGCACUGCAUCAACAUGUCCGCUGAGCAAAUCAUGGACGUCAUGCUGAAUGUUAAGGACAAGGAUGGAUACGAAGUGGAGGAAAAUAUUUUCUACUCAUCUGCAAGAGAGUGUAUAAUCGAAAUAGCAUCUGAGCCUUUUCUCUUUUCCAUUUUUAGCCACUUUUUUGAGCCCUUAAUUAACUCCCUACAUAAUUAUGCUCACAUGAUUAAGUCUGUGCCGGAUAAGCUCAAGGAUCUACAGGUUCCUGAUUUUUCAGAAGCGAUUAUUGAGCUCGAUGGGUACCUAAACAUCUACUGCUUGCUGUAUUCCUCUCUACAUAAGAAGAUCAAAGCGGAGCAUAUCCUCUGCAUGAUUAACUUCUUCACCGACUACUUGUCCAUUGAGCUUACGCACCCCUUGGUCAGCUACCGAAUCGCCUCGAUCCUCAAAGUGUGGCUUAAGAACUACAAGGCCUCCUUCCCCUUCAUUGACGAAGUGGCAGUCCUCAUUUUUGAGAACAUCCGCUUGCUCUGCAUGCACUUGUCCCCCAAGUGCGUCGUGGGUUCUCUGCUCCGCGCCCCAGGCGUGAGCGGUGUUAGCGGUGUUAGCAGCGUUAGCGGUGCGCCGCCAGAGAACCACUACGCCGCUCAGUCCGCCAACUUCCUCCCCCUCGUCUUCUUCAAGUUCGUCUGCUUGUUCAGCUACAUUUUCAAAUAUGAGUACGUCUACGAGAACCACGACAGUAUUAACGAGAUCCUGGUGGGCCCCCUCAUCAGUCUGCUCACUCAGAUCGCGUACCCCAAGAGCAUCCAGAAGGUCCUGCAGAUCCUCAGCCACAUCGUCUUCCUCAGCAACAAGGAAAAGGACAUCACCAUCUUCAAGGACAACUACCACUUCCUCCUGGACCUCUACAGAACCAGCAACCUCUCCAUCAAGGAAUACAUGCUCAACAUCCUCGUGCAGAUUCUCAACAAGAAUUACGAGGUGGGUUGCGGCCUCGUGGAGUUUGCCCCCCACGCGGGGGCUGUGGACUCUCCCUCCAUGAGCACCCGGGGCGAUGACAGCCACGGCCAGGGUAGAUUCCAACAAGGCGGUUUCUCACAGGGGGGCUUCCCACAAAGCGGCCUCUCACAGGGGGGCUUCCCACAAGGCGGCCUCUCACAGGGGGGCGACGACUGUGUGCUCUUCCACUUCAGCUUCGACGUAAUAGCGUACACCAUCCUGGGGAGGAGGGCCGCCGAGCAGGUUUCUCCCCCCGGCGAGGGUGGGCAGCACCCACAGGAGAGGCAGCCCCCAUUUGACGGACUCGACCAACUCGAGCGACGUAACCUGCGAGGAGACCACUGCCAACGCCCCCCCCGGCUAGCUAACAGCGAAGUAAAUUUGCACGUGGACCAAACCAUCAGCGACAGCUUCUACACCCUGUGGCUGUGCAACCUGAAGAUUAUCUCGAAAUUAUUCCCCGCAAAGAACGAGGAGAUAGUGAAGAGGGUGUGCUCCCUGUAUGUGCGGACGACCCACGUGAUAAGCGAGCACUUCAAGAGGAAGGUCUCCAGCGAGACGACUCGCGAAAUGAGCUGCUCCUGUUUGGAUGUCCUCAUGGAAUAUAUGUGUCUCUUCAUCCUUCACGAGAAGCCAAAUUUUUACUUAACCUACGAGGCAGUCUCCACCAGCGUGCUGACCAACGAACUGUUGAGGCCGCAACUGCUAGCCAUUGUUAGGAACAAUUUCACCCUGGGUGAUGAGGGGAACACGGAGAGAUGCAUCUACCUCCUCCACGUGUGCAUGGGUUUGUAUAAAAACAGACUGAAAGAGGACAUGCCUGUUCUUUACCACCACGUGGCCAGCUUUGUGGUCAUAUACCUGCUGAAGGUGGUGUUGAAGUACAUGGGGAAGUUCUUCCCGGUGUGCACGUGCUUCGAGGGGUCGCCCAAAGGGGGCAGCGAACGGGGAAGUGAAAAGGAAAACUCGGGGCAUCUACAUGGGGAUAACCCCGCAGAGCUGCUCCCCCCAGCGGAGGGACACUUUCCAAAAGCGGAAAAGGAAGAGGCAAGCCAGCAAAAGUUCAUGACGCACAGCGAAAGGCAAACGAAGUACAUACACGAAAAUGUAGUGUCGUAUCAACGCGAAGAAAGCUUCGAUGCCCACUUUGGCCUCCUCCAAAAUGAUUUAAAGCAACUGCUAGGGAUGGAAUACCUACAGGACUACAACCUCGGAGCGGUUUUCAAAAAUUAUAACUUCAACACAGUCAACGAGGAUAGCUUCUCCUAUAUAAACAAGCACACGGUGCUCACGCUGAUAGCUAUUUUGUCCCUAUACGAGUCUAACCUACUGCACUACAUUUUAAUUUGUUUCCUGGUGUACUUCCGGAUCAACGUGCCGCUACUCCUGUCCUCUAUCUUUUACCAAGCUCAGUACAUACACAACAAGGGCGUCAUGAUGGCACUCCUUCUCUUCAUCUACAUACUUACAGAGAAUUACCUUUUUCGUGACUUUGUUCCUUCCCUUGUUAGAUCCCACUUGCUAACCUCCUGCAGUAGUAGCAGCCCCUACCUGGAAGAGCUCCUCUACGAUAGGAACAAAUGCUCCGACUUCUUCGCCUGCACAGGGGAGGACUACACAUUCCUCAUCAUACAGCUUCUUAAACUGAUCAACACCAUGCUGAACACGAGCAGGGACAUCUACAUUGAGAUGAAGAACAUCCUGCACCUGAACACCGCUUCGUCCAACUUGAGCGCGACGAAAAUGUACCACUCCGCUGGCUACAACAGCGUCAUGCGCGGGGUGCUCAAGCACGACGACCUCCCGGGCGUGUGCAACAAAGCCCUCGACAACGUCCUGACCUUCCUGCGGGACGUGAAGGACCUCGACGACCGGAACGCCACAAGCGCCAUCGUUAACUACCUGCGCGAAAACGUGGAGGGUAUGAACGUCGCCCUCGUCGACAUGUACAAGAAGUACCUGGGGUAUCAAUAG